UAUUAUUUUAAUUCCUACUGUUUAAAUGACCUAAACUAAGAAAGUAACUAAAACAGUGUUCAAUUUCAUCACUCUUCAGAAGAGCGAUGGAUCGAAUCCAGCACAAGUUCGUGAAGGUUGGUGAUGCUCUCAAUCUCCACGUCGCAGAAAUCGGAAGUGGUGAAAACGCCGUCGUAUUCUUGCACGGUUUCCCUGAGAUAUGGUACUCGUGGCGGCACCAGAUGAUAGCCCUUGCCGAUGCUGGAUUCAGAGCCAUCGCCUUCGAUUACAGAGGCUACGGUCUCUCCGAUCCUCCACCUCAACCCGAUAAGGCCACCUGGUCCGAUAUUCUCAACGACCUCCUUCAUAUCCUUCAAGCUCUUCAUCUUCCAAAGGUGUUUCUUGUCGGGAAAGAUUUUGGAUGUCGUCCUGCAUAUCUAUUUUCCAUUCUACACCCUGAAAUGGUCCUUGGCGUUGUCACGUUGGGAGUUCCAUAUGUUCCGCCCGGCCCCUCUGCGUUUCACAAAUUCCUUCCUGAAGGCUUCUAUAUUUUGAGAUGGCAGGAACCUGGAAGGGCAGAAGCUGAUUUUGGACGCUUUGAUGCAAAGACUGUCGUGCGAAAUGUUUACAUCCUUUUCUCAAGAAGUGAAAUACCAAUAGCUGAUGAAAACCAAGAGAUCAUGGAUUUGGUGGAACCUGAUACUCCUCUUCCCGCUUGGUUCACGGAGGAAGAUCUUGAAACAUAUGGAGCCUUGUAUGAGAAAUCUGGAUUCCAAACUGCAUUGCAGAUUCCAUAUAGGUCAUUAGGUAAGAUGUUUAACUUACCAGAUCCUGUGGUUAAAGUUCCAGCACUUCUGAUAGUGGGUGGCAAGGAUUAUGUUCUGAAGUUUCCAGGGAUAGAGGAUUUAACAAAGGGUGAAAAAGCAAAAGAGCACGUUCCCAAUUUGGAGGUUACAUUUAUCCCCGAGGGAACUCAUUUCGUUCAAGAACAGUUUCCCGCACAGGUGAAUAAAUUUAUCCUUGACUUCUUUGGCAAACACACCUGAUAGUAGACUUAAGCGUGGAAAUAGCCACAAGGAAUGGUCAAUGUUAUGUGAAGUAUGGGAUGAUGCAAACAAUUAAUAAAAAUGUUAUUUUUGAUUGCCCAUACCAUAAAAA
Molecule: messenger RNA, 1137 nt
Organism: Vigna angularis (adzuki bean)
Lineage: Eukaryota; Viridiplantae; Streptophyta; Magnoliopsida; Fabales; Fabaceae
Exons: 5
Coding region: 87-1025 (312 amino acids)
Molecular function (GO): hydrolase activity
Source: RefSeq, a predicted model, not a curated record